GAAGGAGGUAUAUUUCCGGUAUUUUGUGUUUUUUUUUUACUAGUCUCAAUUUUGUUUGGCUAUGGUUUUUGUACCUCUCACUUAUUGUGAUUCUUAUUUCUCAUUCCCCUUACUUCCGCCAUUACGUAUCUCCUAGGAAGAGGUCCGCAAGGAUGGCGCCAAGAUAUGAAAUUGCAGUUGGCCUUCACAGAGGCCACAGAACUUCCAAGAUUGUCGUGAGCAAGAGCAAAACCGAUAAGAGGCAUAAGAUAAGGCCUGCCCGUCUCAAGGGGAGACAGACAAAACACACCAAAUUCGUACGAGAUCUAGUGCGUGAAGUGUGCGGUCAUGCUCCGUACGAGAAGAGAGCCAUGGAGUUGCUCAAAGUAUCCAAGGACAAGAGGGCACUCAAGUUCUUGAAGAGGAGGUUGGGUACUCACAUCCGAGCCAAGAGGAAGCGUGAGGAGCUCAGCAACAUCCUGACCCAGAUGAGGAAGGCUCAGGCUCAUGCUCCCAAAUAAUUGUACUUGUUUAAUAAACUGUUUUACUUUUACUUAAAGUA
Homalodisca vitripennis (glassy-winged sharpshooter) is the source of this 541-nucleotide messenger RNA. Its product is annotated as 60S ribosomal protein L36-like. Gene Ontology annotation, molecular function: structural constituent of ribosome. Gene Ontology annotation, cellular component: cytosolic large ribosomal subunit; ribosome. The transcript has 4 exons. The coding region runs from base 153 to 500 and encodes 115 amino acids. Gene Ontology annotation, biological process: cytoplasmic translation. The record is from RefSeq and is a predicted model, not a curated record. NCBI's taxonomy places the organism in Eukaryota, Metazoa, Arthropoda, Insecta, Hemiptera, Cicadellidae.